This is a messenger RNA of Verticillium dahliae VdLs.17, 1257 nucleotides long. RefSeq lists its product as uncharacterized. The coding region runs from base 1 to 1257 and encodes 418 amino acids. The transcript has a single exon. The record is from RefSeq and is a predicted model, not a curated record. NCBI's taxonomy places the organism in Eukaryota, Fungi, Ascomycota, Sordariomycetes, Glomerellales, Plectosphaerellaceae.
AUGGCUACUCACAAUACCAUCGCCGACUCGGAUGAGGAAGAUGAUUUCACGCCAGGGCAGAGUCCGGCGAAGCCCCAGACCCCGGUCACUGCACCAGCUUCCCGCUCGCCCACGACAGGCAAUGGCACGGACUCGACCGAUCCCCGCUUCUUCCAGGCCAUCUACAGCGAACAGCAGCAAGCCGUGGAGCGCGCUGCUCCCGCCCGAGCAGACCACUCCUUCGACGCUGCCGACAACACAUCGAGCUCGAUCUCCCUGAACGCACACCUGCACAAGAAGACGGGGAUAGAGAACACGUCGUCCCUCACGUCUGUCAGCGACCCGGCGCCGAGGCGGCCGAGAGCAGCGCGCCACCUCGUCAGCCCCGGCGGUGUGACGCAGCUUUCGCCGCCGGCAAGGAAUGUGGCGAGCACGAUGAAAGAUGUGUGGGAUAUACCAAGCAGCCCCGAGGCGACGGCGUUGCCGAUGCCGAAGCGCAGUCUCCUCUCGCACGCGACGGGUCACAGUACUACCUUUGCGAAAUACGCGAAUGCAGGAAGGGCCUUUUCGCCCACGCCAGAGGCGGCGCCAUCGUCAGGCCUGAGCGACCCGCCUGUAGAAGCAACGGUCGAGGGGGACGAUGUUGCCACGCCACCUCGUCCCGCAGACCAGCAGUGGCCUCAGCAUGCGGGCAUCGGGUCGCCAACACAGCAAAAUUCGCCAACCAGGAUCAGCGAGGCACGGCAUUGUCCCGUCAGCGGCCAGAAACCGACGGCGCCGUUAGCAAGCGACAGUCUGUCGUCGGAACAACCGGCCUCAGUGCCAGGCAUGGCCGCGAUAUGCAUUGAGCCGACGACCCUCAGUACGAGCCAAAGAGCACUCUACCAGUCGUUACACCCAUCGCCUGAAGAGGAAGCGGUGCAAGAGUUUGACGGCGCCGCCCACUUCAAGCAGGCAAUGUCAGGGAUGCGGUCGAGCGGUGCCACGACGAUUGCCUAUGCUACGCCCAGCCAGUGGCAGAAGUCGUCGCAUCCUGUCGUGGUUGAGCCGAAGGAAGCGUCAUCGCCGGCCACAAGUCGGAAGAAGAGAGCACGGGUAUUGGUGGAUGCUGAGCCUGUCUCGUCGCCCGACCUUCUCGCCAUGGAAGAGAGGCCGGGGAAGCGGGGCAAGACCGCCAAGAGGAAAACUGACAAGGCAACUGCGCGGCGAAGCGCGACACGGCAGGUGAAGGAUUCCGAUGACGAUGAUGAAGGCGAAGGGGGCAGGCCAAGACGAUGA